AGGGAUAAGCUCAAUAAGGAGGUUGAAGAUUUGAGAAAGGAAACUCCAAAGUCCAAAGUCCUUUUGGAGGAAAGAUCUUGAUGCUCUGGAGGGGCAACUCGAUGAGCUUGAGAAAAGUGAUGCUCAGUCAGAGGAGUUAAGAAAGAAAAUGAGAGGCAAAGCAAGGGGUGAAGUUGCUAUGAAGUCUACUAGACAAGCACCCAGGAACCCACGGAAGCAAACUUUAAUAAUAAGAAGGCAAAUAAUGGAGAAUCUAUUGCAAAAGCUGUCUCAUCAUCUAUGGCUGCAAUGGAAAUUGAGAAAGCUCCUGAGGCAGCAAAACCCAAAGGCAGAGAAGUCUCUAGGAAAGCUCCUGCUAAGCCAAAAAAGCAAACUUUAGUCUUGAAUGAUGAUGACGACGAUGACAACGACGACAAUGUGCUUCAACUUAAAGAACGACUUGCUGCCUAUAACGUCGACUCAACUCCUGAUCAAUCAGCCGUGACUGAAAAUGAAGAAAAUUCGGGUUCUGCUUCUACUUCUGCCAGUACUGAAGAAACUAUUUAAGUUGCACCAGCAAGAGCAAGGCCUCAAAGGGUGAACCGUGCACAGACAAG
Messenger RNA from Quercus robur (English oak), 596 nucleotides. Its product is annotated as DNA topoisomerase 2-like. The coding region runs from base 280 to 546 and encodes 88 amino acids. The transcript has 5 exons. NCBI's taxonomy places the organism in Eukaryota, Viridiplantae, Streptophyta, Magnoliopsida, Fagales, Fagaceae. The record is from RefSeq and is a predicted model, not a curated record.